GAGAUUAUCAACAUCUUUUUUGGGAGUUUCUAGUUAAAUUGUUUUAGCAUCUCUACUUAUCACCGUUAUACCGCCGGCAAACAACUUGCUUCUGAUUCGCGGAAUUAUUUUUAUCUUUUUUAAAGUUGAUGCUAGUAUUUGGAACAGAAAAGUGCUGUGGAACCAUUCCAUAGCCAACCGGCAAACAACAAAAACUUGUUCAUGGAGCACCUAGAACUUAGUGACCAUAGCGUCACAGUGACGCACUUUAUAAAUCCACAUUUGUUUUGGUAUCGUAAAAUCGGAGGUCCAGAUGACAAAUUCCACGUGCUAACUCUGUUGGAAGAAAGAUUACAUGAGUUGUAUAAGAAUAAGCCGCCAACCGAGGCCCGCUGCCGUCCAGCAGUAGGCGACAAAGUUGCAGUUCAUUAUGUGGUAUGGAAUAAAUUUAUACGUGCCGAAAUUCUACAAAAAGCCGAAUUCCAAAAGGAAGAGUAUAUUGUAUGGGCUAUGGAUUAUGGCUUUCCCCUUUUGACUAAAAAGGAGUAUUUGAGAAAUUUGCCUGACAUAUUGACGAAGUCAAUUGGUCUCAUACACUGUGGUGGCGUAUCAAAAAUUCAACCUGCUGUGCAGGACUAUGAUUACGUGCAAAGUAAUUUAGUGAUGGUGAAACAGAAUGAAUGGUCACAGAAGGGCUGUGAAAUGCUUGAGAAAUUGUUAGCCGAUGCCUCUACGGUAAUUUUUGUGGAACAAUUUCAUUUACCAGAGGAGCAUAGCUGGGGCGAACUUAUCAUAGUCAAUCAUAAGGGUAACAAAUUCAAUGCCCGUGAAUACCUUAAAACAGCUAAGCAUGCCAUGGAAAUAGCCAGUAAGGAUUUUCCUGAAAUCUGCUCUACUCUUAAGACAAUAAACAUUGCUCCUUGGCUGUCCAACUGUCGCAGAACCAACAUGAAAAUCAAUUCAAUAAAACACAAUAUGGCGGAACAUGCACAACAAGUUAAUUCCGCCAUCAUUGGUGAAUGUGCAAAACGCAAAGUUGAAGAUUGGUGUGAACGCAAUGCUCGUGUUCAGAAUAGCACUGUAGACCCUGUGGAGCAUUCAGAGUUAUCUGGUGUUGAAUGUUCUCACGAUCAGAGCAUUGACGAUAUAACAUUCGAUGAUUCCGUUUCGGUUAUACAUCAGCAAAUGCAAUCGAAGCGAAGAUCAGCAUCAAAAUCCCAAAAUCAACACGAGCACAGCACCAAAGACUUGGAUGAUCAAAUUAAUUACAUUGGAAAAGCGGGGGCUAUGACAAGAUUAAAACAACAAAAGUAUUCGCUGAAACAUAGCCUACCACCUCAAGCCAAUUUAAAAGCCUUCAAUAUGGAUUUUGACACUCAUGGCACUGGGUGCAAUGAUGAUGAUGAUGCUAAGCCUAUAUCUGUUUCUGCCCCGACAAUAGUAUCCUCGGCAUCUAGUUGUAAGAGUGUAUCUGAUCGUUUGCAAAGACUUGCUGAAGUGCGUGCUCAACAUGCGCGGCAAAUUAAAAAGCAACAAGAACAGCAGCAACAACAACAACAUAACUAUUUAGGUUCUUUGGACUUUAAUUCAACCACUACUUCUAUUGUAACUACCGGUGGAGCAGGAAGUUCUGUAGCUUUAUUACGUAGUCAAAAAUUGACAGAGUUGCGUAAAAAAUAUAAAAACGACGAGGAGAAAAAAUCAUCGGCUGCUGUUGCAGCUGAAGAUUCAAAAAUAGUUUCGCCAUCCUCAACUCAUACAUUUAGUUCACGCACUCAACACCUAAUUGGAAUACGACAAAAGUAUAAAUUGCAGCAGUCAAAUGAAACGCACUCAACAAUUCAUCCAUAUCAAGUGUUAGACCAAUCAACUACCACUUGCAAUGACGAUCUCGAUAAAACACAUGACUCUGCGAAUGCUUCAUCAGUAAACAAUGCCCGUGGUAAACAUUUAAGCGAAAUGAGACGCAAAUUAAGAGCAGCAAGUUCCCAAGAAAAAACUGCCAGUGAAGUAUCAACAACCGAGGACGAGAUAUUCAAUUUCCACGAACUCUCAGCUGCUUUGAGUGAUUGCAAGCCAAGUAAACAAAUCACUAAGGAAGGCAAUCCAACUAAUAUAUUAGAAAGUUUCGAUUUUAAGUUAAAGCCAAAAUCUUCGAUACACUAUGAGUCAAAUGAGCCCAUAGAUAUGCCAAGUCUUCUUCCAAAGACCCCUUCCAAAGCAAGUGACAAAGAAUCACAAGCAGAUGAUUAUGAUGGGCUUACAAUGAUACCAGCAGGUUUCGAUGUAACACGCCUGCGUCCGUAUCGCGAUGAAAAUAAUCACUGGCAUCGGAAAAAGACUACACGCAACGAAUUUAUACCACAUGAUGACAUCACCAUUUCAUCUUCAGAAGAAAUACUCAUUAACAAUAUGCAUGAACAAAGUUCCUCAUCAUCCGAUUUCUUCCAAAUUAAAGCACCGGUUAUAAAACAAAAGCCAAAAGAUCUUUCUAAAAGAUUCACAAAACCCUCGCAUUUGUCUGCACCGGGAAAUCAGACAUUUUCUCAGCAAGCUCAAAUGGGCGCUAAGCAUUCUUAUCGUGAAGACAGCAAUGCGACUGGUUGCAGUGAUAAUCAAAUCAUAAGUGAUGUCGUUGGUGGUAGCGAUCACCCUUACCCAGAAAUUUCGACGUCUACCUCGCAGUCCACUAUCAAUAGCCAUCCUGCUCGUCGCCAAAUGCCUUCGCCGUCUUCCCAAAUAUCAAAAAUGGAUGAAAUUCUUAAACGAAAAAAAUUGGAGAAAAUCUCGGGCAACAGUUCAUCUUCAAAGUCCAACUGCUCUUUUAGAGCAGACAGUGGUGGUAACACGACAAAUUCAACGGCGUCUGCAUUCAGUGAUACCAUAGCAAAGAAUUUUUCUGGAUGUCAAUCUCCAUAUUCCGAUAAUAAAAAUACCAAAAAUAUGAUUAACUACACAACGUUAAUGGAAGUAAAACGCACCGAAAAUUUACCAAUUGUCGAGGGUGAAAUAACGCUGCAAACGAAAUUCAUUGACCAUUUAGUGCUGGCCCAUUCCAGCAUACCCCUAAUGCCUGUGGAAAAUGUGAACGAGGCCUCCUUUUUGCCGGAAAUACACGAGGAAAUGCAUCAAAUGCGCGCCAAUAAGGUUUAUCGCAUACAGGUCUAUUCGUGGUCCCAUGUCUUGAGAGGCAACUCACUUUUCGUGGUUAAUCCCGCAAGAACUGGUAAAACCUGGUCAUAUCUGCCAGCUUUGUGCAGUCUUGUUUGCUGUCGCUACGAAAGACUGAAACCCUCAUAUGGGCCGGUGGCUAUAGUCAUGGUGGCCUCUUCCAGACAUGUGGAAUCGGUUUAUAGCUAUUGCCGACGUUUAAUGAGUGGCUUCAAGGCCGACGCUCCCAGCUGUGUUCCCUCAUAUGGCAUGCGAAAUUUUAUUGAUACCAAAGUUCAACUACUUAAUGGAUGUGGCAUACUGGUUGUCACUCCCUCUUCCCUCUUGCGUCUGCUGAAGGAUAAUAACAACAACGAGCCCCUGUUUGACAGCGAACGCCUAAAGCACAUAGUAAUCGAUGAUAUGGACAUCAUGUUGUCGCGAUCACACGAAGACUUUGAAACGGCAGCACGCAUUGUAUUCAAAUUGUCUAAGAAAUCCAAAUUCAACACUUUGCAACCACAGCUGAUUGUGACUUCACGGGACUGGGAUGGUGUAAUGAUACGUUUGAUGCGAAAAUCCAACCAACCCUUGUUGCUGAUAGGAGAUUUUCUAGAAGCCGCCGUCUAUGGUCGGGCCACUCUGUCAGUGAAAUUGAAGUCUAGUGUGGAGAAAAAUGACACCAUUCUCAAAUUCAUAGAGAAACAGGCGCAAUCAUUACAAGGUGACUUGGAGCAUAGACGAAUUCUUAUCAUGUGCAAUGGAGAUGACGAUGUGGAAACGGUGAUGCAAUUCAUUUCGGAGUAUGGUUAUCCAUGUUUGGCCUAUAACAAUCGAUCAACCGACAGUGAAAAGGUCACAGUGGAUGAGUGGAAGAAGAAGGUAUCUUCACAAAUCCUCAUAUGCACCGAUGCACGUUUUCCUGAGCUUCAAGUGCAGAAUGUUCAUAACCUCAUACACUAUUCAAUGCCUACAUCGUGGACACAAUUCACUACAAGAUUUUCAGCAAUGGCCCAAACUUAUGAUAAUUUUGUCUGUAAAUGCAUCGAAGAUAUUCACACCUCUACGGUGACCAAGCCAAUAAACUCAUCGUCAUCGUUACAUGUUGGGACUCCAGCUCACUCAAUGAUUUUACUAGAUGAAGAUAAUAGCUUGCAGUUGCCACGUUUAGUUGAUUUUAUGCGCAAACAUAAUCAAUACGUUCAUCCUGAUAUUUUGGCCGUAUCGAAGCGUGUCUUGGUUGCUCGUGAAGAAAUGCGCAUCUGUAAGGGAGCCCUGUUGUGUCCCCAACUGUUGGAAUUUGGGGAAUGUGAUGAAAGUCGCUGUGAUAAACGCCAUGAAUUGACGCGUUUCGAUGUGAUUGGAGAGAAAGAUGACAUACCUUGCGAAGGAGAAAUGCGAAUUCUCAUAUUAAAGGUAUUUUCACCCACAUAUUUUGCUGCACGUCUUCUACAGCAUAAACCCUUGAACACCACAAAAUGGCGUGAAGUACGACGUUCCGCGGAAAACUUGAAAUUUUCAGUUGAACUCGACCUUCACUAUCGCAAUGAAGCGAAUCUUUUGUUACAUUGGCCACCCUAUGUCAAUGAUUUAUGCAUGUACAAAUAUGCAGAUAAUUUCCGAAGAGCUCUAAUCCUAGAAGCCCCAGAUUUGAGCGAUAAAAAUAUAAAUAUUGUACAAUCCAAUUUGAGAGUAAAUCUGAAACUUGUCGACGAUGGUACCACUGUAAACUCUGUGAAAUGCAAUGAAUUGUUUGUGUGUCAUGAUAAGUUUAAAGAGUUUCCCUUCCAAGCCAUCGACAUACGCUUAAUGAAUGUGGUGCCGUUCGAUAAUGAAAGAACAUGGGAUUCGAAAACAACCAAACAAGUGCAAACAUGGCUUAUGGAUGAUCUAAAACCCCACCAUGUUGUGCAGGUGGGCAUUAAAUUUGCUUUGGCUCAAACAGUGUGGGUAAACAAUAUGGUGGUUAUGGAGAAAUUGUCAACACUCAGUACCUAUAGGCCGCAUGUCAACUUGAAAUUGUCCCUUAUUAAAAAGAAUUUCGCCAUGAUCUAUAAAGGUGAACGAAAACAUGUACAGGACAUUGCCAGAGAAUAUGGCUUGCUGAAAGUUGUUGUUUCUAACCAGGAGGAAAAAAGCGUAGAGACCCCUUCGGGCGACUCAACCAUGGAGGACUAUGAAUCAUGCCGUAACGAUAAUAGUACCGACUUGAUUAAAUUCUCAUCUUCAAAUGGGGAGGAUGUUACAAAUAGCAGCAUGGAAUCAGCUAGAAACGAGAUAGCAACGGAAGAAGCGGCAGAUGGCCUAGAUGGUGAAAAAGGUCCAGUGGAUACAGUAGAGGACUGGGAUGCAUUUGUAAGCGAUAAGCCAGGCAAAGAGGAACACGAACAGGUAUUUGUGCCAUUAAAAAAUGAAACCCCUUCAAAAGUUGAGUCCUGGUCUCAGUUGUCUUUGUACGAAUUGACAAAAGUGGAAAUUGGAGAUGAAGGAGAAAAUGGAAACUGGGAAAAUAUUUUUCUACAAAUCAUCGACAAAAAACACAUGGCCAUGUUCGAUGAUCUUGUCAAUAUGAUAAACAAUCAUGUGGCAAAACUAAAGGCCAACUGCAAUAACGAGGACAAGGACUCAAUGAAUCGCGUAUAUGAGUUCAAGCCCCUACACAAUUGCAUUGUCAAAUAUGAUAAUAUGUAUUUGCGUGCCAAAGUUCAUGGGGUAUUUGGUAACAAUGUGAGAGAUCGCCUGUACAGAUUUUUCCUAUGUGAUUAUGCCUGUUUUACCAAUGUUAAAUCUCACGAGCUGUACAAUGAUUUCCUUUAUGAGACCACUGAGGAAAUUGUUAACUUUAUACCCUAUCAGGCAAUAAAUUGUACCUUGGGAGGCAUACAAUGGGAUCGUUUUGCCAAGAGAUAUCAGGUUACCAAAGAAUAUCUAUACGCUUGUGCUGUUGAGCAGCGUAGCGAAGAGGAGAAGAAAUCAUUAGGUUUAAACAAUCUGCCCAUAUACUCCUACAAAAUACUGCUAUAUGAGUGCGAAAAACCAAAUGAGUUUGUGGCAGCGGAAAUGUUUAACCGUGUUCUUGUGGAAAAAGGUAUAACGACAGUGGAUGAAGCUACCAAACAUUAUUUGGAUUAUAAGCUAAGUUUUAUACACAGCAGCAGUGUUGAAACUAGCCAUAGCAAUGAUUUAAAACCCAAUGUUCACAGUUCCAGCGGCUCUUCGACCAGUGGCAGUGGGGUCUAUACAUUCGAACAAUUUCUUGAGAGUGUACAAAAAUCAAAUGAGUUAGAGCAAAUGGAGGAGAACUUAUUGAAUGAAAGCACCACGGAUGUAAUAGAUGAGAUUAAGGAAACUGCCAAGUCAUAUGGUCUGCUGGACGACCCUCAGCAAGAGGCAAAACAGCAGCAACUUGAGAGUGUACAAAAAUCAAAUGAGUUAGAGCAAAUGGAGGAGAAUUUAUUGAAUGAAAGCACCACGGAUGUAAUAGAUGAGAUUAAGGAAACUGCCAAGUCAUAUGGUCUGCUGGACGACCCUCAGCAAGAGGCAAAACAGCAGCAACAGCAUCAGCCUAAUGCCAAAAAAAUUCUUGUAAUAACAAGAGAAAUUGAUGACGACGAGGAAGAUCACUGUACCACUGAUGAUUCGGACAACAAGAAAUCUUCAACUUCUUUAACUUCCUCCAGUGCCAGCAGCUCCAUCACAACACCAAUGCCCGUAUUAAAGGCCCUGUAUAAACGACCUAUUACCACAUGGUAUGAAACCGAUUGUCUAAUAUUUAUUUCCAUUUAUGCCCCCGAUAUCACAGACUAUGCCCUUGAGGUUACUCAAAAGACGAUUUUCUUUGCCACACACAUCGAAGAUGAUGAAUUUGUUGUAUAUUUAAAGCUAUUGGGCUCUGUUAACCCCCGCCACACAUCGCAUGAAAUAAAGGGACUCAAUGUCAUCAUACGUCUGGUGAAAAAUGUCUUUAUCACUUGGCCUAGACUCUUGGAAGAAGCCACCAAAUAUUCUUGGUUGAAAUAUAAUUACAAUUCGUUUGAUUCCGGCGAAUUGGAAUAUAUUAUGCCGCAGCGUCGUUUGCAAUCCUUACUGGAGAAUACACCUUACAUUGAUGAAAAUCAAAUAUAUGAUGAAAUCGGUUCCGAUGAUAGUGAACAAGAUCGUUAUCAGACUUUUAAUCCCAUUGAAACCAAUGGUGAUGAUUUUGAUCCCUUUGCGUAAAUGGACGCAAAAGCAAAUGUGCAUUGUUAGACUAGUAUGGAAUAUAAUUUUAUGUUUUUUUAUUAACUAUGUAGAGAUGUACAUUAUUUUUUAACUUUUCUAAUGAAUUAUUUUUUAUUUUUAUUAUUUUUUAACUAUAGAACUAAAAUAAAUAAAGAUUAUAAAAUUC
Stomoxys calcitrans (stable fly) is the source of this 7516-nucleotide messenger RNA. RefSeq lists its product as uncharacterized. The transcript has 11 exons. Lineage: Eukaryota; Metazoa; Arthropoda; Insecta; Diptera; Muscidae. The record is from RefSeq and is a predicted model, not a curated record. Gene Ontology annotation, biological process: transposable element silencing; germ-line stem cell division. Gene Ontology annotation, molecular function: nucleic acid binding; ATP binding. The coding region runs from base 202 to 7347 and encodes 2381 amino acids.